AUGAAGGCGGGGACUUCUGCGUGACGUAAAAGAAUUGCGGAAGCUUCCGCGUGACCUCUGCUGAGCGCAAGAGAGGCGGCAUCUUCGCAGUAAUGCAGGCUGCAAUGGAAAUAUCCCACAGGUACUGUAGCAGUGAGUUAGAGAGCUACGGCAGUUGCGUGUCUUCACAUCCAUCUUCAUGGCAGCAGGACUGCUAUCACUUGAAAGUCCAGGUGGCAAAGUGCACCUCUUCUCAUCCUGUUAUCCAAAAGAUCCGGACAGACUGCAGUCAACCCUUUUCUGCUUUUGAGCAGUGUCUUAAAGAGAACCAGAACUCCGUUGCCAACUGCUCAGAUCAUAUCAACAAGUUCUUGCUUUGUGCAGAGUCUGUCAAACUUCCAAGUUUAGGUAAAACGCUUGAAAAAAAUAAUAAUUUAAAUUACCCUUGAUCCUGCAUACACAACAAAAUCAAUGCAUGGUUAUUGGAACAUUUACUGGGCUAAGCAUUUUUCAAAGAUGUCUCCCUGAGGGCAGUCUCGGAGCAGAGACAUGCAGAUUUUAGAAAAUCAUUUUUUAAAUCCAGGCUCAGUGCAUACUGGCAAUGAUUACUUCUUUUAUAUAUGAGAUGUUGUGUGUAGGGAUCUCAAAAAUAUUUCCACCACAAUAUUUGUGUAGCUAGACUAUAACAGAGUAUUUUUUUAUUCUAUGAAAUCACCACUGUACAGAACAUAUUCCAUAAACUACCAAAUGCUAUUAUAGAUUUUCAUGUUACGCAAUCUGCAGAUAUUUUUUGCUAUGCACAUUAUUGACAUGUUCCAUGCUCCAGUAAUAAAAAAACAAUCUGAAAACAAUAGUUAUUUUACAUUUACAUUUACAUUAGUGGGUGGCACGGUGGCACA
This is a messenger RNA of Polypterus senegalus (gray bichir), 878 nucleotides long. Its product is annotated as coiled-coil-helix-coiled-coil-helix domain-containing protein 5. NCBI's taxonomy places the organism in Eukaryota, Metazoa, Chordata, Cladistia, Polypteriformes, Polypteridae. Bases 93 to 428 code for a protein of 111 amino acids. The transcript has 3 exons. The record is from RefSeq and is a predicted model, not a curated record.